GUUUUUGGGCCACGUAACCAGCGGUGUAACCUCGCAGCCCACAUGGUGGAGACGCGAGGUGGCUCGGCGUUGCUGGCACCAAAGGAAGAUGGACGGCUUGACUUCAGGGAAGCUGGUGCCAGAGACGGCAUGGAACAAUAUGUUGGAGUGGGCCAGGCCAAAGCCUGGCUAUUGCAGAACGAGGAGGCAUUGCCUUCCCAGCGUUCUUCUUCAAAGUCACUGGACUCAAGCCGUUUGCAGAGGAGUAGCCGCAGCCCCAAGCGUCCCGGCCACUCUUUAGUUGUGCCAGUGGCACUGCCUCCGGAUCUGCCAGAGUCCGAGGGGGUGGUGAAGCCACAUCGCUCCACAGCCUUGAAGCUUUUGGAGGGUGGCCCACCAGAGGGUAUUGAAACGAGUGAGUCCUUCAUUGAUGUCCCUGCCAAACAGCCAGUAUAUCGUGCUGUGACUGGUAUGGAGACUGGCUCACCACUGGCCAGGAUGUUGAAUCGGCAGCGCAGGGAAUGGGACUGCGCAUGCGAGACCCGUGGCUUGGCGCCAGCGCACUCAACGCCUGCAUUCGACAAGAUCGAACGUGAAGGGUCUGUGCGUGUGCUCCAAGCUUCACCAACCUCGACUCGAAGGACACUUCACCCCGCCAUAUGGGGCUCUCCACGAGAGGCUGCACCUCCGCGACUGUACUGGCCGACGAUGAAUGGCAGGAGUCACGAACACGGCGACGUCGGGUCAAAGCACCCCAUCAGGCUCUUGUCACCAGCAGUGAGCAGAAGGAGUGUUGAACCUGUGGCUCUCCCAGAUCAAACGUCGGAGUCCGUCGCCAAGGCAGUCUUCUCAGUGUCACCUCCCAUGAGCUGCCGGAGUGGUUUGGGGGUGGCAGAAUCCUGGAAUCCUCCGAGAGGAAGGGCAAUCCCGCAGCCGGACUUCUCAUGGCAGCCAGGGAAGCUCAGAGAUCCCUCUGUGGAGAAAGUGCGCCUGGUGGACGAGGAAGUUCCCAAGGUCACCGCUAGGACCUCGGUGACCUCCUUGGUACCAGAAGUGGUGCCUCCGGUGUCUCGGGCAACUUUGGGCUCCUUGAGCUGCGACAGGAAGAAGAUAGCCUUCACCCCUUCGUGGAGCAGGUCCACCUUGACGCCGCAAAGACCGCAGGUCCUGGCACAGGACGUGUCGGUCACUCCGCCAAUAAGGUCGCACUUCCCUCCGGCAGUCUAUCGGGAAUCUGAGCCAACAACCAUCAAACGCCCUGCGGUGGUGGUCCGGUGCGUGAGAUCCCCAAUUCUUUUGCAUGCAUCGCACGUGCCUGUUCCAAUGCGGGCGCUCAGAAUACCUGACAAUGCUCGACCAGUGCGUGAAGUCAAGUGACUCAAGAUGAAAAAGGCUGUUACUUGUGGUCUCGACCUUUUGGAGCUGGUGACGCUGGUGUUUGUGCUGUAUUCUGUUGGGAAGUUCCGAAUUUCUAAAUCGCAUAUUAAUGUAAAUGAUGGACUGCAACAUUCCACAACACACACAAUCCGAGCAAACUCCUGGUUACCCACAACCAAACUGCUCCAAAACAGCUCUUUUAACUCAAUGACUGAAUGAUCACUUGAACUGACCAUAUUUUUUUGAAGCUCGCUCCCCCCUUCCCUAAGUAAGGGAGAGGUAGCCAGUACCUACAAGUGGACGCUACCAACUACUGGACGCAGAAGCGCUCGCACUAAUGAUUUGGUUUCUAGAUUAUUAGGGAAACUUAACUAUCAAAGAAUCCAACCAGUCUGUGAUCCACACUGGGUCACAGUAUUCAGAAAGCCUUCCAGUAUCAGCCCUUGCAAGAUUCUGUUUGAAAUAUGUUUGAGAAAUUGUUCUGUGCUCUACUUGGCUCAAUGCCGGCUGAGCGCGCAGCCC
Durusdinium trenchii is the source of this 1878-nucleotide messenger RNA. Lineage: Eukaryota; Dinophyceae; Suessiales; Symbiodiniaceae. The record is from the annotation of a GenBank genome assembly.